Molecule: messenger RNA, 1269 nt
Organism: Aspergillus sclerotioniger CBS 115572
Lineage: Eukaryota; Fungi; Ascomycota; Eurotiomycetes; Eurotiales; Aspergillaceae
Exons: 2
Coding region: 1-1269 (422 amino acids)
Source: RefSeq, a predicted model, not a curated record
AUGCACCUGCCGAUUCUUCGCUUGGUCAUGGUCAGCCAUCGGGGGUCUAUGCCGUGGGGUUUCUUUGGUGUUGUUCCGGGUUCGGAGGCAGGGGCAUUUUGCGAUAUAGUCGAGACGGAAAAGAGACGGACGCAUUUGGAAGUCGAACAGUCUCAGAAGUGUCCUUACGAUGAGAAAUUUUACCAAAGCGAUAGCGAGGAAGAUAUUGGCGAUUUCGCAUCGAUACAUGAUAUGGUGACGGAAAUAUGCGACACUGACCAAGAUAAGGAUUGGUGGAGCUUGCAUCUGCAAAAUUCAUGUGGAUGGGCCUGGCUGGCGGUGCUACUGACUCGGUUGACUCAUCUACAAAGCCUCUCGAUCUCACAUAUCAAGGAGGGGUUUCUGUUGGAUGUGCUGGUCAAAGCAGCAAAGCGCCAGCAUCCGUUUGAUAAGAGUACUCCGUUUCCAUUCUUCCGGGACGUCGAGCUCACUUGUCCCCUAGAAAACGAGAUGAUCUGGUCGGAUCAUGCAAUGCCCUUUUUCUAUCUUCCGGCCGUCCGCAAGGUCAAUGCGCUCAAGGUGUAUGAAGGCUCCCCGGGGUCGUACACGAAGCCCGAUUUCGCAGAUCACAGGAGAUCAGAAUGCCCAGUCACGGAAAUCAACCUAAUCCAUACGAUCGCUUGUGAUGAUAUAAAUGACUGGAUUGCAGCAUGCAGUAAACUCGAGCACUUCCACCUUGAGUUUGGGAUGAUAAACUCUAUCAAACACACGGAGGGAUACAAUCCACUCACAGCCCAAGCAUUCCGUCGAUCUCUCCUCUCAGCCAAGUAUACCCCCAAGUCUCUGCGUCUAGAAUUUCGCGUGUCGUACAAAACCUACUCGAAGCACCAUGCUGAACAGAGCAAGAUGAAUCUUCCUUUUGGCUCGUUCAAAGAAUUCCAUGUUCUGGAAAAUCUCUUCAUGCGACAUGCAAACCUCAUAAGAUCACCAAACACAGGUCCUAUGAAGGAAUAUAGUCCUGAUCAUGAACUGCUUAUCCAGAUAUUACCAAGAUCACUCAAGUCUCUUGAAAUUGUUGACAUUAUGGAUAACACUUUCCCUGCUCUAGUAUGGGAUCUUGUAAAGCUAGUCACCCGACGUGAAGAUAUGCCUCAGUUGAGAAGCAUUGUGCUCCAUGUAAAUGAUGGAGAUUCAGCAAUCAACAAGGGCUUGAUUGGAGUGAUAGAAUGCGCAUGUCAGUCAACAGAAGUUUGUUUGACUAUCAAAGGCAGUGCACCUAUCAAUAACUAG